This is a messenger RNA of Nomascus leucogenys (northern white-cheeked gibbon), 4490 nucleotides long. It is a transcript of the gene TFAP2E, whose product is annotated as transcription factor AP-2 epsilon. Lineage: Eukaryota; Metazoa; Chordata; Mammalia; Primates; Hylobatidae. Gene Ontology annotation, molecular function: DNA-binding transcription factor activity, RNA polymerase II-specific; RNA polymerase II transcription regulatory region sequence-specific DNA binding. Gene Ontology annotation, biological process: anatomical structure development; regulation of cell population proliferation; regulation of transcription by RNA polymerase II. The record is from RefSeq and is a predicted model, not a curated record. The coding region runs from base 2434 to 3501 and encodes 355 amino acids. The transcript is spliced from 7 exons. Gene Ontology annotation, cellular component: nucleus.
AGGGGAUGAGCUCACUCAAGAAGAGUGUAGGAAGAAAAAGAGAAGCUUCUCUGCUCUCAGAAAGAAUUACUGACAUUAAGCAUGUAGGUGAAAAGAGAAACAGAAAAGAAGACAGAAAUGGUCAGAGUAGGACAAUGAGGCAAAAAGGGGCUAUCAAAGGUGUAGGAAGUAGAUUGAGGAAACCCAAGGAAGCCACAGACAGGCAGCACAUCCCGUCAUUCUGGCCUUCCCAAGCUGCUGGAGAGAGCAGGGGCAUCCCUGCAGCUGGGCACAGGCAUCAUCUCCUUUGCGGCUCCUAGACUUCUCCCAAAGGAGUUCAUCAAUUUCUAUUCACGCACUGACACCUGUCCUGGAACUUGACUUCUGAUGCCCUGUGGCUGGGGUUGAGGGAGGGUGGAACAGGGCGUUGCCACAGACUUCCUCAUAUAUAGAUACACACACAAACACACUCCUGAUCUCUGACCCAUCUCGGGCAGGAAAGUUGCAGAGCUUCCCAAUUCUGCUUCAUCCACCACCCUCGCUGGUGGUUCCAGACUUCAGAAAGUUCUUAAUGAUGAAUCCUUGACUUCUAGCCUCCUUCUUUCCCCACCACUCCCCAGGCUGAGAUCAUCCAGCCCCGAGCUCUGCGCCUGCCAUGUGCCUUCUGGGAUACCCACUUGGAACCAUAUAUUCCAUGAGUUAAUGGUGUCACUAUCACCUUCUCUUCUAUAUCAAUAAUUUUACCUUAAUCUUCUCAUUUAGUACUUAAAAAGGGACCUAAAAAAACAACUAGUCUUCUCUGCCUUCCCCUACUUUUUUAUUGGUGUUGUCGAAGUUGCAGAAACGAGAUCACAGCGGAAACGGGAUGUAGCUAGGAUCACACAGUCAGCCAGAGUCAGGACUAAAUCCAAGCCCCUGAGUCUGAGGCAGUAGAGAAUAGUGAUUCUGAACAGAGAGAGGCCAGGGGCAGAUCACCCCAACUCUGCCACUUAGCUGCUUGACCUUGGGCAAGCCAUUUAACCUCUCCAUGCCUCACCCUUCCCCUGAAAAUGGGGAUGAUAUGGGUAUCUCUUUCAUAGAGCUGCUGUGAGGGUUAAAUAACCCAAUAUUUGGGAAGCACUUUGCACAGAGGCUGGCACAUUCUAUAAUAAGUCUGCUGUGAUUAUUUCUACUUUGCCCUGGUCUGCACAUCUUGCUUUUAAAAACAUCUUUCUUCUGCUUUCUUAAUUCCCGUUCUCCUUAGCACUCCUCUCAUUUAUCCGUCUUUAAUCCCUGUCUCUGCUUCUCAGGAGGGGAGGGUUGGGUUUGGGGAGAAAGGGAGAGUGACUAUAGAGGCUGGAACUUGCUUGACAGCCAGGGAGUGCCUGCCGUGGUAACACAGGAACAUGUAGCCUGCGCAUGUUAGUGUAACAAUCACACGGCAUCCAUGCUAGUCAGUUACACACCGUCACUCAACAGUCUCUGGGUAUCUCAUGCCCACACUCAAUCAGCCCAGACCCCUGUGGCUUCAGAAAUAUCUUGGCCCCUCGUCAGGUGGAGCUCAUACCCAAACCCAUCCCAGGCAAGUCUCUCUCUGUCUGGCCAGCUUGUGUCUUCAACUCCCUCAGAGCCUGGCUUGGCGUUGGAAGUUUUCAGCCCAGGAAGCCUGAGCGAAGUGGGCACCUUCGAGGGAUUUUGAUCCAGAACCAUUCAGGAGAGACUGUGAUGGUAGACCCCCUACACACACGCACUGACACUUGUGUGCACAUGAGCAGAUAGGCUUGAGUCUUCGGCUCACAAACUUCUUCCACGUUCCCGAUUGCCCACCUCGUCCAAAGUCUCUUGAGGCGCUUAGAGAAAGGAUUGAUACCUAUUUGACUGAGGAAGCUGAGGCCAGCGAAGAAUAGUACUUUGCUUGAAGGCAAGGAUGUGAUAGAGUCGAGCAAAUGUAGGGCCCUUGCGUCCCAGCCUCGAACAUUUCUGUUUCACCGCAGCUGCGAGCUGCGAGCCCAGAAGGCGGCUCAGAUCAAUGUGCGCUGAAUUCACGCCCCCUACCCACCCUACCCGAUCCCGCCAAAGCCACUGCCUCCCCUGUGGCGGCCGCUGGGGAAAAGGGAGAGAACUGCCAUAGCUUGUCUCUUUAAUGCGCGCCCCCAGAGGCCCGGCGCGCCCCCGCCACUAUAACUGGAGUGCAUGGAGCAGGCUACGCUCAGAGGAGGAAGGGCGGGCGCUGGACACCCGUUGACUGACUUUUCCAAGUGCGAUCACUGCCCAUCCGUCCUGCCUCCAUGGACCCGCCCGGGAACGGCCACCGCUGAGGACCCCACGCCUACUAGGAUCCCGGCUGGGUCUCACCCAGCUACCGCACCGUGACCCCCGCGGGCUGUGCCGGCUCCCGGCGCCUCUGCCCGCAGCGCUCGCCGUCGGGCUAGGGCUCCGCCGCCGCCACGCCUCGCGCCCCGCACUCACCGCCCCAUGCUGGUGCACACCUACUCCGCCAUGGAGCGCCCCGACGGGCUGGGCGCAGCUGCCGGCGGGGCCCGCCUGUCCUCUCUGCCCCAGGCUGCCUACGGGCCGGCGCCCCAGCUCUGCCACACGCCAGCCGCCGCAGCUGCCGCCGACUUCCAGCCGCCCUACUUCCCGCCGCCCUACCCGCAGCCACCGCUGCCCUACGGUCAGGCGCCCGACGCCGCCGCAGCCUUUCCCCACCUGGCAGGGGACCCGUAUGGCGGCCUGGCGCCCCUGGCGCAGCCGCAGCCUCCUCAGGCCGCCUGGGCCGCUCCCCGCGCAGCCGCCCGCGCCCACGAGGAGCCUCCCGGCCUGCUAGCACCGCCCGCCCGCGCCCUGGGCCUUGACCCGCGCCGUGACUACGCCACCGCCGUGCCCCGGCUCCUGCACGGCCUGGCCGACGGCGCGCACGGCCUGGCAGACGCACCGCUCGGCCUUCCGGGGCUGGCGGCGGCCCCCGGUCUGGAGGACCUGCAGGCGAUGGACGAGCCGGGAAUGAGCCUCCUAGACCAGUCCGUGAUCAAGAAAGUGCCCGUCCCCUCCAAAGCCAGCAGCCUCUCAGCCCUCUCCUUGGCCAAAGACAGCCUGGUGGGCGGCAUCACAAAUCCUGGUGAGGUCUUCUGCUCCGUGCCUGGCCGGCUGUCACUGCUCAGCUCAACGUCCAAGUACAAGGUGACGGUGGGGGAGGUGCAGCGGCGACUCUCGCCUCCCGAGUGCCUCAACGCCUCCCUCCUGGGGGGUGUCCUCCGCAGGGCCAAGUCCAAAAAUGGGGGCCGGUGUUUGCGGGAACGGUUAGAGAAGAUUGGGCUCAACCUGCCAGCUGGCCGUCGCAAGGCCGCCAAUGUGACGCUGCUGACUUCGCUAGUGGAAGGAGAGGCCGUGCACCUGGCCCGAGACUUCGGUUAUGUCUGUGAGACGGAGUUCCCAGCCAAGGCAGCCGCCGAGUACCUGUGCCGACAGCACGCUGACCCAGGGGAGCUGCACAGCCGCAAGAGCAUGCUGCUGGCCGCCAAAACAUCCAGUCCUCCCACCUAACGCAGUCCUUCAAACUGACAACUCCACCUUCCUGCCUUUGAGGCUUUCCUCAAGUGCCCAAGGCAGAAGAGGAAGCACAGACUCCUGGGACUGCCAAAUGGAGAGACCUCUGAGGCUGCUCAUACUGUGGCUGGAGAAACCUAGCCAGGGCGGGGCUCACCUCGUUCACUAAUCAGCUCAUUCAUCAAGCACUUCGUGGGUCUCAGUCCUGUCUAAGAUACUGGCUGGCUUUCAUGGUGACACAAAGAUGAAUGAUGAGUGAUUCUCUUGCCUGAGCCACACACAGGACGCACAAAGGAAUGAAUAAUGAAUGGCUGCAAACUAGAGCUAGGUUCAAAUCCCAGCUCGGUCACCUUGACAGGUCAUCCAACCUGUCUGAAACCAGUAUCCUUGUCCGUAUGAUGGGGAUAAUAAUAGUAUAGACUUGUUAUGAAGAUUAAGAUGAUGCAGUGUGGUUGGCACAGCAUCCAGCCUUCAAUUAUAUUCACUGCUAGUUAUUAUUUCUGGCAGAUUCUGGAUUGUUUCCUAAUAGCUUCAAAGACAAAGUUCUGUGAAGCACUGGGUGUUUGGGGUGGGAGAGGGAAUCCAGGAAAGUUUCCUAUAUAAGGUAGUAAGUAGCUGAGCUGCACUUUGAAUAUGGGCUGGACAUCCAAAAAAGAAAGAUUAUAGGGUGAUCGACAUGUGCUGUUUAUUAGCUGUGUGAUACUGGGCUAGUCAAAUGACUUCUCUGAACCUUAGUUUCCUUUUCUGUAAAAAAUAGUAUGGUCAUCAUUUGCAGACUGUUGGGAGGGUCAGCAAUUGUGUAGCUAAUGUCUGUAAAAUGCCUACCAUGUAGUAGGUCCUUCUCUGGGCUCAGACUUUUGUCCUCCAACCUCUGACCCUCCUUCUCCCACCAGGCAGAUCUGCAAGGAGUUUGCAGACUUGAUGGCUCAGGACCGCUCACCCCUGGGCAACAGCCGUCCAGCACUCAUCCUAGAGCCCGGAGUACA